GAAUUGGGCUUUAAAAUUCGGCGUGGACUUAUGGGAGUUCGGCAGACAUUUCACAAAGAUGAACCAAAUACAGAAUAAAUACCACGAGUCCAACGUGGAGGUGGUGCGCAAAGAUGGGCUACUGCUGGUACGCGAGCUGGCCGCUGAGGUCAAGAACCAUUUGGACUUCAAGAUUAACGCUGUAAUGCGUAUAAUGGACUCAGCAGAAGCGGCUGCAUUAUCUCCAGGCAGCAGUUCCACCGACGGCAGCCCAGGGUCGUAUUUCGACGCUCGCUGGCUGAACGUGCACGCUGACGACGGCACGCUGGCCGCCCGCGCACGUCGCCUUGUCCUCUCCCCCAGCCGACACUUUGAUCAUAUUGCUGUCAACACCACGUAUAGCGCUGUACUAAUGCCUCCUUACAUCAAUACUGAAGAUGCGGAGGUACAGAACCAGAUAUCGUGGUCGGAGCAUUUAGAUCCAUUAUUCGUUAACAACUACGAGAUCGAUCCCACACUCUCGUGGCAGUACUAUGCUUCGUCUUCAGGCUUUAUGAGGAGAUAUCCAGCAAUGUCAUGGCCACCUGAAGACGGUUACUCACACCAUGCGAGAGACUUCUACGACUUCAGGUCAUCAAACUGGUUCGUGGAGGCGGCUACAUCACCUAAAGACCUGGUCAUCCUUAUGGACGACUCGGAUGACCUCGGCUCGUCUUACCAGCGCCUUGCCAAGGCGACUGUGUCUGCACUUUUGGAUACACUGGGCCCAAAUGAUUUCGUCAACGUAUAUAGAUACAGCGAUACCGUAUCUGAGAUACAUCAGUGUUAUACGAAGAUAUUAGCACAGGCCGUACCUGAAACGUUACGUGAACUGAAAACCGCACUGUGGGCGGCGGAGCCGGCGGGCGGCGCGGCCAACUUGACUGGCGCCCUCACCACCGCCUUUGAGAUACUACAUAGGUACAACCGCACAGGUCAAGGCUGCCAAUGCAACCAGGCGAUCGCAGUGAUAGGGGCGGGUGGUGGCGCUGGCGGGGUGAAGGGCGUGUUCCGCGUCUGGAACUGGCCUCACAUGCCUGUUAGGAUAUUCACGUACCGCGUCGCUGGAGACGCGGCCUCCGGACAUACUAUGAAGGACAUGGCCUGCACUAAUAAAGGAUUCCACGUGACUAUAAACGAGCAUUCAGAGAUAAGGCAGAAGGUGCUGCACUUCGUGGAGGUACUCGCGCGGCCGCUAGUCAUGUAUCAGUCCAUACACCCUGUGCACUGGAGCCCUGUGUACGUCGGCGGAAGGAGUAGCAGCUUAGCUGACGAUGGGAUGGGUCAGUUGAUGACGUCAGUCACUGUACCAAUCUUCGACAGAAGGAAUCAUACUCAAAGGGAAGCCAAUUUACUAGGAGUUGUUGGCACCGAUGUACCUGUCGAUCAAAUAAAGAAGCUCGUACCACCGUAUAAGUUAGGUGUAAAUGGCUACUCUUUUAUGGUGGAUAACAACGGGCAUGUUUUGUACCAUCCUGAUUUAAGGCCUCUGCACACAAAUGAGGAGUAUACAGAAACUCUCCGUCCAUUGUAUUCUAGCGUGGACCUCACCGACGUGGAGCUACUCGUCGACUCUGAUGAGAAUUCCCGCGUCAAUCUCACCUCGCUGCUGUUAGAUUUACGUCACGACAUGAUAGAGCAGCGCGAGGGCGAGACGGAGAUAGGCGUGAAGGUGCAGUACGCGGGCAUGCGGCGCGUGGCAGCGCGGCGCCAGCGCUACUUCUACAGCCCGCUGGCCGGCACGCCCUACUCGCUGGCCGCCGUGCUGCCCGACGGCUACGGCAUGUACGAGCUGCAGGCCGAGCAGGAGAUCAAGCACAGCCCCUUCAAUGUCACAGAAUAUUUCAAGGGCGAUAACUGGAAAGUUCACCCUGAUUGGGUGUACUGUGAGUACGCGUCAACAUCGGACCAAGUGUUCAACAGCCCGGAGGAGCAGCUGCUGCACUUCUUGUCGCGCGCGGGCCGGCCCGGCUGGAAGUGGAUGUCGCUGCGCCCGCGCGCACUCACGCUGCACAACGCGCACAAGAAGCAGGACAGGGACUCUUACUACUGUGACAAGACUUUAGUUCAAUCCUUAGUUAGGGACGCAAUGGUAAUAAAAGAAUUGGACGCUCACACUGGACAUGCCAACCAUCACUCCCAACAAGGACGCUUUCACAAGUUCGUGGUGACGCUGUCGUUCGUGGCUACUCGCAGCGGUCUGCUCAAGUGGACAGACAAUACCAACGCCUCACGCACCUCGGAAUCCGCAGAGCCACACUUCAGCGAGAAGUACGGCCGCGCAUUCGACUCGGAGUGGUACAAGCGCGCGGUGGAGCAGCACGGCGUGGAGCCCGAGAGCUUCGUGUUCUCGGUGCCCUUCCGCGAGGCGGACUCGGAGCCCGCGCCCCCGCACCACGUGAUGGCCACGCACGCAGUCUUCGUGGAGUCCCGCGGACACCGCGCGCCCGCCGCGGUCGUCGGCCUGCACUUCCAACUAGACUCAUUGGUCAAACAUUUCCUUAAUGUCACUUCUACGUGCACUGCGGGUAGCGUUUGCAAGAAGACGUGUGCUGGCGACGAACUGGACUGCUACAUCCUAGACGACAACGGGUUCAUCAUCCUGUCUGAGGACACGUCACAGACCGGCCGCUUCUUCGGUCAGGUGGACGGCACGAUCAUGGACUCUCUGGUGCAGGACAGAAUCUACAAGAAGGUCACAGUGCACGACCACCAGGGAAGGUGUCCCGAUUCAAGGAACCCUUUCAGCGGAAAUAGCAAUAAAUUAACGCCAUUGAAGCCUUUUUCAUGGGUGGGAGGGUACCUCAUGACCCUGCUGACUGCGUGGUUCCCGCUGUGGCAGCCAACCCACGCUCGUUCCAGUCGAUAUGCGGAUGAAGAUUUGGAUGCCGAUUACGAAGACUACGAAAAAGAGGAUCUCGAAUAUGAGGAUGUAAGUCGUGACCCGGGCCCCUAUGAGAUCAUAGUGGACGGGACGGGAGGGACAGCUGUAGGACGGGAAGGCCGCGAGGGCCGGGAGGGUCGUGAUGGCCGCGAGGGCUGGGAGGAGCGCGAGGGCCCCCCGCGGGAGGCACCGCGCGAGGCCGCGCGCUCCGCCGCCGUGCGCCCCUGCGACACCAGCGCGGAGCUCUUCAGCCUACAGUCGGCGCGGCUCAACACCGCGCAGCCUUUGAAAGGAAAACUCACUAAUUGUCACAAUUCUGGUUGCGAAAGGCCAUUUAGCGUGCAGAAGAUCCCUCACAGCAACUUGAUCCUGUUAGUUGUGGACACGCUGUGCCCGUGCGGCGCCAAGCGGCUGGACGUGCGCGCCCGCGAGGCACCGCCGCGCGCCGCCUGCCGCCGCCACGCGCCGCGCGCGCACCGCCGCCGCCCCAAGCACUGCGGCUCCUACCACCCCGAGGAAAUUGAAAUUCAAUCGUGUGGGCGCGGUGUAUCGUUCCGACCUUUGAGCGCUCUGUUGCUGACGGUGGCGACGUGGCUAGCGCUCGCCACGUGACUCCGCCCGGCCGCGCCCGCGGGCUGCCCGCACUACUAGACACCACACGGCUUAGGACACGUGUCAAACACAUCGUGAAUGGUUCGAUUCGCCACAACAAAGACAUUGAUGAGCUUCGCCAUUUAAAAUGUAAAUCAGUAUUGUUUAGGUGCGCAAUGGACGGUUCGUGUGUACUGUGAGAGGGUGCAGAUGCGCCAGCGUGCCCCUCUGGAGCGCGCGGCACAUCGAUACAAUCGACUGAAGUUUUGGUCCGACCAAGUGAACUUUUCUUGUCCCGCGACAGGAACCAACUUCGAUUAGAUUUAAUAUUGUAUUCGAAAUAAUCUCCCCAUUCUCCGUUAAGUCGUCAUCUCUAUUGUAACGAUACGUUUAAACAUUAGGUAGGUAAAGAAAAUAAUAUCUUGUUAUAUUUAAUUGAAGAUUAUCGCAAACUUAAAGAUCUUAAAAAUUAUAGCUAAUGUUAUAGGUAUUGAAAGGUAAAUUAAUGUAAAAUUUAUAAUAUCGUUUAAACAGUUUUAGAAAAAUAUACCUAUGUUGAGUCAUAAUCAAUUUUUUUCAGUGUCUAUCAUACAAAUUUAUUGAGAAAGUAAUUUAGACGCCUAGUUUCGAUGUAAAUGUAUAAAGUUUGUAAUAUUUUGUAGUUACUUUUCUUUGCUACAUUUGUGUGUGCCAGUGUAUCUACAUAAUAUUGUAAAUUGUUAAUUCAGCCGAAGCGACGCCGCGCUACUAAUUUAUUGUUUCAAAAUAUUUUUAUUUCAUACUAAUUACUAGGACAUUAUAAACUUUAAAUAUUGUUGUGUUUAAGCAUAUUUAUUCGUCAAUAAUUGUUUUCUAAAAACAAUUUGAUGUCUAAAUAAAGUAGUGAUAGAAUUUUCUGGAACGGAAACAACAAUGACAAUACUCUUAAAAUAAAUAAUAAUGGUUAAUAAAUAAAUUGAAUUAAUCUUUUACUGACUAGCAACAUUUUUAGAUAUUGCGUAUUUUCGAUAUGAUACAGAAGGUAUUAUUAGAUUAGGUAAAACAAGCUUUAUUUGUUUUUUUAUGACAAAUAAUGUAUUUCAAUGAUAUAAAUAAUUAUUAUUAUAAAAAUAAUGUUAUUCAUUUUUACAAGAUGUUUUCGCGGCGCCGCCUUUUCCGGCCAGUCUUGUUCUUAAAUGGUUAGACAAUUUCUCAUCUAAUCUUAGUAAUGUUGUAAUUUGAAAUUGUACACAAUUUAUUCAUUAUUGUAAAUAUCUUUACUAAAUUUAA
Papilio polytes (common Mormon) is the source of this 4762-nucleotide messenger RNA. RefSeq names its product voltage-dependent calcium channel subunit alpha-2/delta-3 (gene stol). The coding region runs from base 59 to 3514 and encodes 1151 amino acids. The record is from RefSeq and is a predicted model, not a curated record. Lineage: Eukaryota; Metazoa; Arthropoda; Insecta; Lepidoptera; Papilionidae. The transcript is spliced from 24 exons. Gene Ontology annotation, cellular component: voltage-gated calcium channel complex. Gene Ontology annotation, molecular function: voltage-gated calcium channel activity.